AUGGCAGGCGUUGACUUUUUGCUGACCGCGCUGCGGCGGCUGCUGCUGCGGCGGCGCGACCUGCGGCUGGUGCUGAUGAGUGCCACGGCCAGCCCGGACCAGUACGAUGAAUACUUCAAGGACGCAGGUGGUGUGCAGUGGGUGCACAUCGAGGGGCGGACCUUUGAGGUGCAGCAGUUCUUCCUGGAGGACCUCUUCGCACUGCAGCUCGCAGCCGGCCAGAGGCCCCGCUCCGUGGCGCUGGCAAGCCACGUCCGCAGCCGCUUCGCCGACAAGGCCCGCCCCCGGCAGGGGGACGACAUCAUGCUCGGUUUUGAGGUUGACCCCUUUGAAUACGAGGGCGUCUACCCCCCAGAGGUCCCCGAGCUGCUCAAAAAAUGGGCGGGUGACGUCAGCCACUGGGCGUGGCAGGACAGGGAGGAGGCGCACGUGGCGGCGGUGGUGGGGGCGAUAGAGUACGUGUGCAGGCACGAGGAGGAGAAGGGCGCCAUCCUGGUGUUCCUCACCGGCAUCAAGAUGAUAUCUGACGUCAUGGACGCCCUCAGGGCCCUGGACGGCCUCGGUGACGUCAUCAUGACCGUACCCCUGCACAGCGUGUUGGCUGAGACAGACCAAGACCUGGCGUUCAGGCCGGCGCCGCCAGGCGUGCGCAAGGUGAUCCUGGCCACCACCAUCGCGGAGAGCUCGCUGACGUUUGAGGACGUCGUCUUCGUCAUCGAUGGCGGGAGACACAACAGCCUCGCAUACGACGCGGUCAACGCGAUCCCCUCCCUGGGUCCCCAGUGGGUCUGCAAGGCCGCCCUCUGGCAGCGCCGCGGCCGCGCGGGGCGCGUGCGGCCGGGCAAGUCGUUCCACCUCCUGCCGCGCGCCAUGGCGGAGCGCCACCUGCCAGACUACGAGGCUCCAGAGGUUCAGCGCGUGCCGCUGGAGGAGUCCUGCCUGCUGGCGCGCAGCCUCGGUUUCGGCAUCGCCCCCUUCAUGGCCGCCACGCCCAGCCCGCCGGACGCGCGCCUCGUGGCCUCCGCGGUCGCGACGCUCGAGUCCCUAGGCGCCCUGGACUCGCGCCAGGCGCUGACCCCCCUGGGCCGCCUGCUGGCGCUGCUGCCGACCGCGCCGCAGCUGGGGCGCAUGGUGGUGUAUGGCGCAGUGCUGGGGGUGCUCGACCCCGUGCUGACUGUGGCGGCGGUGGCGGACGGGGAUUCGAAACCGCUGGUCCGCCUGCCUAACGAGCGGCAGGGGGGGGCGCUGCAGUUCGAGCAGCACCGGGAGAUCGCAAGGGGCUUGAGAUGCCACCUGCGGGAGCAGCGGCGGCAGCAGCAGCAGCAGCAGCAGCAGCAGCAGGAGAGGCAGGACCCGGAGCAGCAGCAGCAGUGGGAGCAGGAGGAGCCGACAGCCGCCAAGGCAGCCCACGACGCCGGCGCGCCGCGCGAGCGGCGGCCCGUCGGCAGCGGCGGCGCGCCGCGGGCUGGCCGCAUUGUGGAGGGCACUGUCUUGUCUUCCGACGCCGCGGGCGCGACGAUCGAGCUCGACGGCGGCGGCGGCCGCGGGUUCCUGCCGCGCCCCGAGGGUGUGCUACGCGGGGCCAUGAGGCUGCUGACUGGCAGCCACGCGGACAUCGGCACUGUGAGCGACCACUUGGCUGCGGUGAAGAUUUUCAAGGUGGGGUCUCGGGAUCAAACCUGGUUGGGGCUGCUGGAAUGA
Messenger RNA from Monoraphidium neglectum, 1701 nucleotides. RefSeq names its product putative ATP-dependent RNA helicase DHX36. Bases 1 to 1701 code for a protein of 566 amino acids. NCBI's taxonomy places the organism in Eukaryota, Viridiplantae, Chlorophyta, Chlorophyceae, Sphaeropleales, Selenastraceae. The record is from RefSeq and is a predicted model, not a curated record. Gene Ontology annotation, molecular function: RNA binding. The transcript is spliced from 13 exons. Gene Ontology annotation, cellular component: intracellular anatomical structure.